This is a messenger RNA of Laetiporus sulphureus 93-53, 1797 nucleotides long. RefSeq lists its product as uncharacterized. Gene Ontology annotation, molecular function: DNA-directed DNA polymerase activity. Gene Ontology annotation, biological process: nucleotide-excision repair, DNA gap filling; DNA replication; DNA synthesis involved in UV-damage excision repair. NCBI's taxonomy places the organism in Eukaryota, Fungi, Basidiomycota, Agaricomycetes, Polyporales, Laetiporaceae. Gene Ontology annotation, cellular component: delta DNA polymerase complex; nucleus. The coding region runs from base 1 to 1797 and encodes 598 amino acids. The transcript is spliced from 10 exons. The record is from RefSeq and is a predicted model, not a curated record.
AUGGAGACUGAACGCAGCGAUUAUCUCACGAAGCAGCUCGUUGUAGAGAGGAAUGUGGUCACCUUCCGUUCCCUCAGCCGGCACUUCAAUAUUCAUGUCAAUUUUGCAAAGAAUGACCUCGCGGCUUUCCACGCUGCCUCACAGGGGUCACCGUCGCCAGCCUAUGCGACAUAUCUCUUGACUGGAGAAGUGUUGCCUCCACCAGCGACAACAUCUCAAGAAUCGCAACCCACUGAUAUGGAUGUGGACUUGGAGGAAGUUGCAGAUGAUAGUGGAGAACCGGAUAGCGAAGAAGUACCCGCUGUGAAGGUAACCCUUGUCGGAGAGACUGAUGUCGACAGGGUGAAAUCUCAGUAUAAACGUCUAUUCUCGCAACAUAUAUACAGCUUGUCCCCGGCACCGUUGAUUGAUGCAGGCCUCAUUUGCCCGCCUUCAGAUAAGGUGCACGAAUUGGAUGCAAAGAUCUCGUCAGAGGCAUCCGUACUACUAGGAAGGAUCGUCGGCCCUCACGUUCAUAUCGGCAGGCACAUAGCACCUGUGGCAUCAUCCUCAAAAGUAAAGGAUUUUGCAAGGUCAAAAUCUUCACUCUCAGUCAAGCAAGAACAGAAGGUAGAGAAGGCAAAGGAGGAGCUGGAGCAGGCGAUCAAAAAAGAACCCAAGGAAGAGCCGAAGCUGACACUGAAGGAACAUGCGAAGCACAAAGAGAAACCGCCAGCCCUGAAAGUGAAAGAAUCAGGAAAGCUUGACUGGAGCAAGGCGAAGGCCAAAGAGACAGAAGAGAAAAUUCGAACAGUAAAGGGCAAGCAGUCGGUGAAGGAUGGAUUCAAGAAGAGAGCUGCUAGUGGAAAGAAGAGCCGGGCUACAUCACCGAGCACAGAUGAGAGCUCCCGUCAAGGGACACCUGCAAUGGCUUCAUCCAAGACAGUAGUCAAGAGGGGGACGAAGCGCAAAUCCGGGAUGAUGCCUUCAUCAGACUCGGAUGAGGAGGAUGACAGCGUGUCUCCGCCUCCCCGAAAGAAGAGUCCCAUCUCCAAAAGUGCUUCCGUUAGGCCGACAUCCUCAAAGGAUGAACCCAAGAGGACAAUGAAGCGCAAGCCGACCUUGCGUCUCAUGUUGGACUCCGAAGAGGGCGAGGGAGAGUUCAAGCCUCUUCUUCCCACACGACCCAAGAAGGGUGUUGUCCUUUCGGAAGAUGAGGAGUUCGAGAAGCCUGACACGUACUCUCGUCCAGCGAGCAGUAGGAGGAAGGCAAGGCCAAGAUCUAGGCGCAGUGAGACUCCGACUGAAGCAGAGAAGAGCCUCAGGGCGAUGAUGGAUGUUGAUGACGAUGAGGUCAUCAGAGUGUCGCAUUCCGUGCCGCCGGACACCGAGCCAGAAGCGGACGAGACGCAAAACGAAGACGUUGAUGUCGAGAUGGUCGAGGACUCGGAACCAGAGAGGGUCGAGAACAAACCAAGGAGGAAGAGGGAAAAGAAAGUCAUCCCUACCGGCAGGAAUGGAUUGAAGAAGAGACGAGUUCUCAAAAGUCGGACAAAGGUAGACGAGAAGGGAUACAUGAUCACGGAGGACUAUUCCUCGUAUGAAUCCGUCGAGGAAGAAGAGGAACAAGCAGACGAAUCUGCGAAGAUAAAGACAAAGAGGAGCUCAUUUGCGAAGGGGCAUACCAAGCCUAAGAUCAAGGUAAACGAUCGAACAGCAAGCAAAACCUCCGGCGAUUCCUCUGGCUUGAAGAGUCGGAAAUCCACUGCGAAGACUCCCGCCAACUCAACUCUUAUGACUUUCUUUGGCAAGAAAUAG